This is a messenger RNA of Dermacentor silvarum, 2622 nucleotides long. Its product is annotated as vitellogenin-1-like. The record is from RefSeq and is a predicted model, not a curated record. Bases 148 to 2622 code for a protein of 824 amino acids. The transcript has 15 exons. NCBI's taxonomy places the organism in Eukaryota, Metazoa, Arthropoda, Arachnida, Ixodida, Ixodidae. Gene Ontology annotation, biological process: lipid transport. Gene Ontology annotation, molecular function: lipid carrier activity.
GAUACACAAUGACGUAACGAGAUAUCAUGUUUCCCAGGCUUCGACGUGGGCAAAGAGUACGUGUACAAGCAAAAGGGGACAUUGCACGUUGCAAAUCCCGAGCAGCCCUUGCAGUCCGCAGGCGUCGGAUUCAGGAGCAAGAUUGUCAUGCAGCCGAAGGAACAUCACACCAUCUUCUCGAUCGUCGACUUCGAAGCGGAAGCCUUCAACUCUGACAGCAUCGACGUCGUUCAUCACCAGUUCAAGUAUGGCCGCAACGAAGAUCUGGUCGGAGCACUCGAGAGCCCAUUUGCUGCCAAGUUCAACGAAGGAAAGGUCGAGGAGAUUGAAAUCGACAGAAACGAGCCUCUUUGGGUACGGAACAUGAAGAAAGGCAUCCUGUCUUUGUUUCAAUUAGACCUGGUCAAGGGACGCCACAAGAACCCGGAUGACCGGGAGUACCACGUCAAGGAAGGCGGUCUGCAUGGUCCUUGCGACACCCUGUACAUUGUGCACAAGGAGCACCACGGCCACAUCGAAGUGACCAAAGCAAAAAACCUUGAGAAGUGUGACCCCGGAAAUUACGCCACCUAUGGACGACAGAAAGGCACCGUCUGCGUCGAGUGCGAAGCUCAGAGGACAUAUCAACUUGCGGACACAUCCGAGGUUUAUUACACCCUCAAGGGAACCGCUCAGCGAUACGUGAUCGAGCACGCCUGGUCGGAGUCGACACAGAUGCUCAGGAGUAACAACGAAGGCAAGGAAGUCCGCGUCAUGUUCAAUCGCACCCUGGACCUGGAGACGGAAGGCGAGAUCACGGAGAAACUCUCACUGCCUGGGGAAAUUCAGAAAGAGCAUUCAUUAGCGCAACAGUUCUCUGUGACAACGGACUACAAGGACCCGCGGGACCUCAAGCGCGUCAGCGGAUUCAUCACGUACUUUGGCCUCCCCUCCAUCAAAGAACACUUUUUGGUAAGCCUGCAAAGCCUGGCGCGACUUGAGUACUCUGACGAGGACAUCCGGCACAUCGAUAAUGAGAUCAGCGGAGGCAUUUUCUUCUUGAUCGGGUUUCACUCUUUCUCGUCCUUCAACUAUGAGGACAUCGAUGACGUCUACCGGAACCACGUGCUCACGGCGCCGGAGGAAAUCAAGGACAGCAUGCGGAACGUGUUCUUGGAUCUUCUUGGAGCUACCGGAUCUAACCCGCACAUCGCCUACGGUCUGAGCCUGAUCAAAGGCGGAAAGCUCAGCAAGUUGGAGGCCCAUUAUUUCUACAACAAGAUACAAAUAAACCUCAAGGAAGACAGCGCUGCCAUGAUUCAAGAAAUCAGCGAUUCGUGCAAGUCGCAGGCCAUCAAGAGCCACCGUGGGACUUGGUCUUCCUGCAAGCUCGCAGCCAGCGCUAUCGCUGGCGGCUCCGGAUGUCAGCACGCUAACAAAGACCACGAGGAGGACAAAGGCACCUGCAGCCCUGAGAUUAUCUCGCGCCUCUUUAACUACUCAGUGACGCCAAGAGACGUAGAGAACGAGCCGGAGCACCAGAGCACAGUGUUCUUGAGCGUGGCUGGAAACUUGGCCACGCGCAUGGCCGUAGAGUACCUGGAGCGCUUCAUCUGUCCCAAAUGGCACGCCAACGAGCACAAGAGAAUGGCCGCUCUGUGGGCCCUCAAGCAAGCAGCCAAGCGCCACCCCAAACUGGCUCACUCCAUCGCCCUGCCCGUGUUUCACAACACCAGCGAAUCGAGCGAGAUCCGCAUCGCCGCUUUCCUCGUGGUUCUGGCGACCAACCCUGAGCUGUACGUCUUGCGCCACAUUGGACUCGAGAUGGUCACCGAACCCAGCGACCAGGUCGUGGCAUUUGUCACCAGUGCCUUCCGUUCCCUGGCCGAGUCCGAGUACCCUUGCCACCGAGAAAUCUCUCAGCGUUUGCGCUACGUGCUGCCUCUGUGGGACAGCCACUCGCGGUUCAGGAAGCCGAUCGACGGAACAUCAUCCCACAUGUUCAUCUCUUCCGGCUACAACCACAAGUACGACUACGGCGGCAUGACCCAGGUCGAGAUGAUUCGUUCGCGUGACAGCUACCUGCCUCGCAACCUGCACGUCAGCAUGAAGGACUACAUGGCCGGACACACGCAUGACACAGCGGCCAUCUCGUUCGAGAGCUGGGGUAUGGACAAGCUGCUCAACCAACUCCUUGGGCCGCAGCCGACAUCCACGAAGAACAUAUGGAACUUCAUGGGCCGCCGUCGCUUUCCGCGAGAGGCGUCGGCGGACGAGAGACAACAUAUCGAUGAUGCCUUGCCAAUCGCCGUCCGUGAGUACGACCCGGCGUAUGCUCGACUUAGCCUGUCCGUGUUUGGGCAGACCAUCGACACCUGGGACUUUGACGAGUCUAUCUUGGAAGCACUGAAGGCAAAAGUGACACCAGACAAAGCAGCAGAAAAGUCCGCGGGCAGCGGGAGCCGCAAGUAUUUCUCCUUGACCAAAGACUGGACGUUCUUGACGCCGACUGAGCUGGGCGUUCCACUGCUUUUCGACCACAAGCAGGUGGACUUCAUCUACGCCAAUCGCCAGGGCCUCAAUGGCAUCAGGCAUGGAGACAACGGGGAGAUGAACUUCGACAUUAAGGGACACUACUUGUGA